Molecule: messenger RNA, 417 nt
Organism: Racocetra fulgida
Lineage: Eukaryota; Fungi; Glomeromycota; Glomeromycetes; Diversisporales; Gigasporaceae
Source: the annotation of a GenBank genome assembly
CAACUGCCAUUGGCUUCUUCUUUAUGCCAGGAUUAUAAACAAAAGAUAAAGGAACUCCAAGCUGCCAAUGCUACCCUUGAAUCUGAGAAAUUAGAACUUGAAAGAGCUGAUCAGGAUGUGGAUAUUAGCAUAAGAAAUAUAUAUGAAUCUGAAGGAAGCCAGCCUCUCUACCAGAUUCAAAUACAUGAUCCAAAUCUUCAACAAGUUCAUAUUUUCCAACUUUCGGACGGUAAUCCAGGACAUAAUUUGACUAUAACAGAUGACCAUUCCACACGUGCAUUUACUCAACAAAGCCAGCCUUUGAAUAUUAGAAAUGGUGAUCAUCUCCAUCCUAAUGUAGCCCUUCCUCCUCCAUUUUCUCAUAUGUCUUUAAUACCAACCCCUACUGAUGAGGAGCAACAAUUAAACCAAAUCUUA